AAUGAUACCGUUAUAACUCCAUAGCUAGUACUAAUUAAUUAGUGUGCAUCCUAGAGAUUCAGAUACAAUGGAGAAAGAUGGUUGUAGUAGGGAUAUUGAAGGGUGUGAGGAUGGGUUGGAGGUUCCAUUCCUUGAUGACUAUUCAUCAAAGAUGGAUGUGGAUUCUGAUGAUCACAACGAUAAAGGGUCUGUCUUCAUGGUGGUUCUCAGCACUUGUGUUGCUGUUUGCGGCUCUUUUGAAUUUGGUUCUUGUGUUGGUUACUCAGCACCCACUCAAUCUGCCAUUAGGACAGAGUUGGAUUUAUCAGUCGCCCAGUUUUCCAUGUUUGGCUCUAUUAUAACCAUUGGAGCAAUGAUUGGUGCCGUUGCAAGUGGAAGAAUUUCAGACUUAGUUGGUAGAAAAUGGGCAAUGAGACUGUCGGCAGUGAUAUGCAUUCAUGGGUGGCUUGCAAUUUAUUACUCCAUGGGAUCAUGGUCGCUUGAUGCCGGAAGGUUCUUCACAGGAUUCGGCAUAGGAAUAUUCUCUUAUGUGGUUCCUGUAUUUAUAGCUGAAAUUGCUCCGAAGAAUCUUCGUGGUGGGCUUACGACGAUUAAUCAGCUUAUGAUUGUUUGUGGCUCAUCAGUUGCAUAUCUGCUGGGGGCUGUUAUGACCUCGAGAUAUUUAGCACUCAUUGGAAUUAUUCCAUGUCUGUUCUUGCUUGUUGGUUUGUUCUUUAUCCCAGAGUCACCUAGAUGGCUGGCAAAAGUUGGUCGUGAGAAAGAUUUCGACGCUGCGCUGCGAAAACUUCGGGGGGAAGAUGCAGAUGUUAUUAAAGAAGCUGCAGAAAUACAAGCAUAUGUUAAGAGUGUCCAAAGUCUUCCCAAAGCCAGAAUCCUUGACUUGUUUGGCACCAAAUACAUUCGUUCUUUAUUUAUCGGUGUGGGAAUGAUGGUCUUCCAACAAGCGAGUGGGAUAAACGGGAUUGGUUUCUAUGCUAGUGAUACAUUUUCGGCCGUUGGCCUUUCGAAUGGAAACACGGGGACUAUUGCCUAUGCUAUUGUGCAAGUCCCUAUAACUUUGGUCGGGGCAAUGUUGAUGGACAGAACAGGAAGAAGGCCACUUCUUUUGGUUUCAGCGACAGGAACAUUUAUUGGCUGCUUUAUAACAGGAGCUUCUUUCUAUCUCAAGGGUCAAAGUCUGUGGAUUAAUUUUGUUCCAGCAAUGGCUGUAUCUGGAGUGUUGAUAUAUAUAGCAGGAUUUUCAAUUGGAUUGGGAGCAGUUCCCUGGCUUAUAAUGUCGGAGAUAUUCCCCAUUCACGUAAAGGGUGCUGCUGGAAGCAUGGUUGUUCUGAUUACCUGGUCAGGUGCAUGGGCUGUCUCUUAUAGCUUCAGCUUUAUGAUGGAAUGGAGUUCCACUGGUACUUUCAUGAUUUACGCCAUGUUUUGCUUGCUGACAGUGUUGUUUGUGGCAAAAGUUGUACCAGAAACCAAGGGAAAAACCUUGGAGGAAAUCCAAGCAGUUAUAAAUUCAUAAAGUAUGUAGUAGUAUUACCAAGUAAGCAAGAAAAUUGUUUUUGGAAUUCUUCACCGGAGUCAAGAGCCUCAAUGUGCUUGCCAUUGCACUAAAGUUGUAAAGUGGAUUCAAAGAUAUGUAGAAUGUGGAGAGGAUUGCAGUGUUUAGAUAA
Messenger RNA from Cuscuta europaea, 1664 nucleotides. The record is from the annotation of a GenBank genome assembly. Lineage: Eukaryota; Viridiplantae; Streptophyta; Magnoliopsida; Solanales; Convolvulaceae.